AUGGUCUCGUUACAACCAGAGACGGGUAUUAGCAAUGCGGCUCUUUACAACCUCGAGAGGGUGAGGAGAAGCUUAGAUACGCUUGCUAGUAAGCCUACAUGGCAGCUUAGCGAUACUUCAGAUUUUGAUUGCAUGCACUAUUUGGGGGAUGCAGCUUUGGAUAAAGCUUGCCAGACAUUAGGCAUGAAAUAUGGACAAACUGUCGUCGACAUCGGCUCGGGUUUCAGUGCCACUGGCCGCUACAUGCAUAAGAACUAUGGUGUUGACGUCACUGGUGUCGAGUUGCAACCGGAAAUUCAUGCGCUCGCCGAGAUGAUCACCGAAAGAAAUGGCCUUUCCGCUGGCGUACACUCAGUCAACACAGACUUCACGAAGUUCGACAUAGAUGGUCCUGUCAACUAUAUUGUCUCGUUUCUAUGCAUUCUCCAUAUCCCUAUUAGGGAUCAAGUAUUCCAAAAAGCAGCCAGCAUCCUAAAGCCAGGCGGCAAGGUUUAUAUUGAGGACUUUUUCGCUCGAACAAUACUUAGCCAAGACACUCGCAGCAAACUCCACAAUGUAGUUUGCUGCCCCUACCUACCCAGCCGGGAUCAAUACAUCAAUGAUCUGGCAAAUGCAGGCUUUCAUAGCAUUCAGUUUGAGGACGUGUCAGAGGAUUGGGCUGAUUUUGUACACAAACGUGCAACGCAUUAUUUGCUAGUGGUCAACUAG
Messenger RNA from Pochonia chlamydosporia 170, 708 nucleotides. Its product is annotated as methyl transferase-like protein. Lineage: Eukaryota; Fungi; Ascomycota; Sordariomycetes; Hypocreales; Clavicipitaceae. The transcript has 2 exons. The coding region runs from base 1 to 708 and encodes 235 amino acids. The record is from RefSeq and is a predicted model, not a curated record.